Molecule: messenger RNA, 3008 nt
Organism: Fragaria vesca subsp. vesca
Lineage: Eukaryota; Viridiplantae; Streptophyta; Magnoliopsida; Rosales; Rosaceae
Product: telomere length regulation protein TEL2 homolog
Exons: 13
Biological process (GO): telomere maintenance via telomerase; protein stabilization
Cellular component (GO): cytosol
Molecular function (GO): telomeric repeat DNA binding; Hsp90 protein binding
Source: RefSeq, a predicted model, not a curated record
AUGGAGAAUGGCUCCAAAAGACGAAUCGAAGUAGAAAUCAAAGUUCUCGACAAGGUGGGAGAAGUAAUCUCCGAAUUAAACAAGGCCAAACACGCAGACCAAGUUAUCUCCGCGCUUCACUCCCUCGCCGUUCUUCUCUUCCCUCUCGAUCCUUCUCUCUUCUCAGGUGCUGUUGGCGAGCGGUGCAGGGAGCAGGUUCUUAGUGUUGCAGCUCCUUCGGCUGAGGAGAGAAGCGAGUGGUGGAAGGCGUUUUACCGUGGAGCUGCAUUCAGGACAUUUGCUAGGGUUUUGUUGACUGACGUUGCUUCCAAUUGGUUGGCUUGUUUCCCGUUUUCAGCACGGAAACAUGUGUAUGAUGUUUUCUUUGUUAACGGCCUUGUCACUGAGGUUGUUCAGGUUCUGGUCCCUUGUCUACAGCAAAGUGGGAGCAGCGAUGUCGAUGUCAAUGCUGUUCAAUCCAAUACUGAAAGGUUGCUCGUACUUAGCUUGCUUGAAAAUAAGGGGGUGCUCCAGAUGGCUAGAGAAUUUGGUGGCCCUUUCCGGUCUGAAGAAAAUCUCAAGUCAACUGUAUCUAGAGUAGCACAGAUUGUUGCCUCUAUACCUGACAAAGCAAAAUUGAGAGCCCCAACUUCUCUUUCGUCACAUUUGUUCUUCAAGGAAGUUACCAUUCAGCUUCUUUCUCUAGCAGAAGAAGGGAAUUUGGAGAUGUUAGAUGAAGGAGCUUUCUAUAAUACUGACAUGAACUGGACCUUGCUGUUUGUCGGGGAAACAUUUUCUCGUAUAUGUCGACGUGGAUCUGUAGAUGUACUUUUAAGUGAAAUAAUUCCAAGGAUUCUUAGGCAUGUCCGAAGUUUGUCAUCGUCCACUAUGGAGUCACUAGGUUCAGAUGUUCUGGAAUCAUCCCCUGGUUCCCUAUUUUGGUUGAAUCUUAUUCAAGCAAUCAAAGAUUCAUAUGCCGUGGAAAGAAUGUCUGAGCAACUUUUAUAUCAGCUUGCAACUGAACAAGUGGGUGAUGUUGAAGCUUACUGGAUUCUUUGGCUAUUAUUUCAUCGAGUUUUCAAAUGCCAAAUAUCAGUGAGAUGGUCUAAAAGGGAGUUUGUACAAUCAGCCCCAGUCGAGCAGCAGCUCUUUUUGAGUUUUUUUGUUCCUUAAUCGUGUUUAUCAGAUGUAACUGCUGGUGUAGGCCUUUCCCUAGAGCAGAUGUCGAAGGAGGAACUGGAUGAGACUAAGGAUGUGAUGCAAUCAAUUCUCCAAGGAGUGAGCUGUAGGCUUCAGAGCCCUAAUCAUAUAGUACGGAAGAUGGCUAGCAGUGUUGCUUUAGUUUUCUCCAAGGUGAUUGAUCCAAAAAAUCCACUGUAUCUUGAUGACAGCCUAACUGAGGAGACCAUCGACUGGGAAUUUGGGUUGUCUACCCCUAAGAAAGGGGCAGCCCUGGGAACCUCAAGUAGCCUAGAAGAAGGUAUUAAAGAUUCUGAAAUAUCUACAACCUCAGUGCUGGGAGAUGGCUUAAACCACAAAACCAGUGGGAAGAGUAAAAGUAGGAAAUUAUCUGAACCCAAGGUGGUUGAUCCAGACGAGAUCAUUGAUCCAGUUAUACUGAAUUAUGAUUCAGUCUCUGAUGAAGAUGACAACGAUGAUGUUAGUGUGAAUUCUGAUGUCUCAAGUGACUCAUCUUUACAGCCAUAUGAUUUAUCAGAUGAUGACGCAGAUUUGAAAAGAAAAUUUUCACAGUUGGUUGAUGUUGUUGCGGCACUUCGGAAAUCUGAUGAUGCUGAUGGGGUGGAGAAGGCUCUUGAAGUUUCUGAAAAACUUGUUCGAGCCUCACCUGAUGAGCUUAAGUUUGUAGCAAGUGAUCUUGUUAGAACCUUGGUACAGGUUCGUUGCUCUGACUUGGCUAUAGAAGGUGUGGAAGAUUCAGCAGAAGACAAAAGACAAAGAACAUUGGUUGCUUUGCUUGUCACAUGUCCAGUGGAGUCUCUUGAAACUUUAAACAAGCUAUUAUAUUCACCUAAUGUGGAUAUCAGUCAGCGCUUAAUGAUUCUUGAUGUAAUGACUGAGGGGGCUCAGGAGCUUGCUGAUACUAAAAUUAUAAAGGCCAAACAUCAGACUAGGGCCCUCAUAUCAACCACGUCAGAGACACAAGCUUGGUUCUUGCCUAGUGACAUAGGACCUCCUGGAGCUGGUGCCUGGAAAGAGAUUUCAGAAACAAAUUCUUUAUUGAACUGGACAAAUCGUUAUGAGAGGGAACUACCCCCAAACCGUGGUCAGAUUAGGAGAGGAAAGAUACGUCAAUGGAGCCUUAGAUCAACCAAUGCACGAAAAAGCCAAAUAGAAUGGUCCCAUAAUAAGUUUCCAGUGUAUGCAGCAGCAUUCAUGCUUCCUGCCAUGCAGGGGUUUGAUAAAAGAAGGCAAGGUGUCGACCUUCUUGAUAGAGAUUUUAUCGUGCUUGGGAAACUCAUCUAUAUGCUCGGAGUCUGUAUGAAAUGUGCAGCCAUGCAUCCGGAAGCAUCUGCUCUGGCUGGCCCUCUUCUAGAUAUGCUAAGUUCCAGGGAGAUAUGUUUCCACAAGGAAGCAUAUGUCAGAAGAUCUACCCUUUUUGCGGCUUCAUGCGUAUUGCUAUCACUUCAUCCCUCUUAUGUAGCAACCUCCUUAGUUGAAGGCAAUACUGCAAUUUCUAACGGGCUUGAAUGGGUGCGCACAUGGGCUCUUCAUGUAACUGAAUCUGACACAGAUAGAGAGUGCUAUUCGAUGGCUAUGACAUGUCUGCAACUCCAUGCUGAAAUGGCCCUGCAAGCUUCUCGAGCUCUAGAGUCAGCACAAAGCACGUCCAUUGCGAAGAAUGUUGUUGGGAUUCCGUCUAAUCUAUCCAAGGGAACAAUUAUCAUUCCCCAUUCCAAUGUGCAAUACUGAUUUUAUCAUCAGAAGGACAAUUGCAUCUUUCCCUUUUGUAAUUUCUGUACAGUAUAUCAGAUUAUCAGUGAUGACAUCAAGUAAAACCAAUGUUUUCG